GUUAGCUGGAUUUUAUAAUGGGUUGCGCACUCUUGAUCGUCCUGUGCACGGUCGGUCUAGUCAACGCGAUGGCUCUCCUGCCGAACCAACCCGCACCGGAGUUUUCAGGAAUGGCAGUAGUUAAUGGCGAAUUCAAGAAUAUCAGCCUAAAGGAUUACCGUGGAAAAUACGUCAUUUUGCUGUUCUACCCACUGGAUUUCACGUUCGUCUGCCCAACAGAGUUGAUUGCUUUCAGCGAUGCUGCUGAAGAGUUCAAGUCCAAAAACUGCGUGAUUAUAGGUUGUUCCACGGACUCUGUCUAUGCACACCUGCAAUGGACCAAGAUGGAUAGGAAGGCUGGUGGCCUGGGAAAGAUGAACAUUCCCCUUUUGUCGGAUAAGAACAUGAAGAUUUCUCGCGCAUACCAUGUGCUGGACGAGGAAGAGGGACACGCAUUUCGAGGGCAAUUCUUAAUUGACCCGAAGGGCAUUUUGCGUCAGAUAACUGUCAAUGAUCGUCCAGUUGGUCGUUCUGUUGAAGAAGCAAUCCGCUUGUUGGAAGCCUUUCAUUUCCACGAUCAACAUGGCGAUGUGUGUCCAGCGAAUUGGAAGCCGAAGGGCAAGACUAUGAAGGCAGACCCGGUCGGCGCCCAGGAGUAUUUCUCGUCCGUUAACUAGAUUCCUCCUGGACAUUCUUUAUCUUUUUCGAACAGUAAUGUACGAAACAUGUAAAAUCACUUAUUAUAUUUCUUUUGGUAACAGGUCACAGAUAUUCCAUCUAUGCAUGGGUUCUCAGGGUUGGUUGGUCUUUGUUGUGUGACAGGAAGUUGGAAAGAGCGUUUCCCGGCCUCUGUUGGUCGCCUUUGCGUUGAUGUGCAUAUACGGUUAAUUUCCUCAGCGAAGUGAUGACACGGUUGUGAUAUCCUGCGCGCGUCCGCUCC
Molecule: messenger RNA, 919 nt
Organism: Opisthorchis viverrini
Lineage: Eukaryota; Metazoa; Platyhelminthes; Trematoda; Opisthorchiida; Opisthorchiidae
Exons: 3
Coding region: 18-656 (212 amino acids)
Biological process (GO): hydrogen peroxide catabolic process; cell redox homeostasis; response to oxidative stress
Cellular component (GO): cytosol
Molecular function (GO): thioredoxin peroxidase activity
Source: RefSeq, a predicted model, not a curated record